AGCAUAAAACUUCCCAGUAAGACACAGGUUUUACAUUCACAACCAAUCGCUAGCUAGACUUCCUUUCUAAACACUGGAUUCCAAAUGAUAAGGCCCCCCAAAUAUUCUAAGAUUGGAGCUGCUUUACCCCGGGGAGCUUUCUUCCUGAGAAAAUGCCAACCACACAGAAAACGCUGAUGUUCCUGGCCGGCUUUCUUACAAGCCUGGGCUCUGUUGUUGUCAUCUGCUCCAUUCUCGGGACACAGGCAUGGAUCACCAGCACGAUUCUCUUUACAGACGAUUUCUCCAAUGGGACUAUUGUUAUCACCUAUGGGCUCUUUCGUGGUACGAGUUCUCAAGAUUUGAGUGAAGGCCUUCAAGAGCUGGACAAAAAUUUUGAAGUUUUAGGGAUAUUGAGCAAUUCUUCCCAGAAGUCUCUGCAUCUGGUGGCCAUCCUACUCCUGAUCCUGAGUCUGGUAGCUUCCGUGCUGAGCUCAGUGUUCACCUUCUACAACAGCAUCAGCAACCCUUACCAGACGUUCCUGGGACCUAUGGGCGUCUACACCUGGAAUGGACUCAGUGCAUCCUUUGUGUUUCUGACCAUGGUUCUGUUCGUGGGGAAUGUCGACUCCAACCAUCUCUCAGAAAAGCUGUCCCAGAAGCUUUAUCCAAAUGCCAUUAACAAGAGAACAAGCCACACUUAUGGAUACUCGUUUUGGCUCAUCCUGCUUGUCAUCCUUCUGAAUAUUAUCACCGUGGUCAUCAUCAUUUUCUAUCAGAAGGCCCGAUACCGGCAGAAGCAGGAGCAGAGGAAACCAGUGGAGUAUGCUCCGAGGGAUGGUAUUUUAUUCUGAGUCCUGUCUCAUAGCACACGUGCACUGUCUCUGCCAAACUGGCUCGCUCCUCUGGACACUGUGUGGCAGAGCAACUGUCAGGUGCUACAGCUUCUGGAACCAUGACACCAUGUCCUCCUUACAGAUGGUGCUUGUACUUUUCUCCAUGGACAUUCCCCUGAAAAGAGUUUUCACCUAGGAUCAGGAAAAUGAGUGGGAAAGGCUGUGGUCUGGAGUACUCCAAAAAGGGGUGGUCUAGGGCCUGCAGGCCCUUCUCAUUUGACCUUGAUAUCCACAGUAAUAAAGGUCUGUGGGGUUUAUGCCUUUCCUGUGAUUAGGUUAACAGACUGUAGCCCUUAUGACCUUGUCCUCUGGAUUGAUCAGGCAUUUCACUCCAUGAUAAGUAUAAAGACUUUUAGGUAGAGAAGCACUCUGAACUUGCUUUUCUAGUCAGAAGUUAGAUAUAGAAGGAUAAAGGAUGGGACAACCUUGUGUUCUGGUCCCUUGGCGGCUGUCAUGGCUUCCAGGCUUAGCUCCUUUAAUGAGGGCUAGACACUUGUGGAACUUGGGCCUUGGGAAACCCUGCAUGAACAGGUUAGAGGUAAAAUAUGGUCUCUUCCGAUAAAUAGGAAGUCAGCAAAAUAGCAAAGGCACCAAAAUUUAUUCUAUGUGUUUUUCUAGUACAACAUUUCCUUUAAAAAGUCUAAUUGGAAACCCUUCAGCCUUGACUAUCCUAUAGGUUGCCACAGUGAAAACUGACAGACCUGAAAAGUGAUCCCCUUUCAUGUGUUUAUCGAUAGAGUCUUAAAUCAGUAGCUCUGUGUCAAGUAGUGGAUCUUACAAAGCUCAAAGAUAAACGACCUUCAACACUCAGACUUAGAGAUGUGAGCUGGGUCCCACAAUGUCGGCAGCAGUGUGCUGGGCCCUCAACCUUGUGGUGUUUACUAUCUGGCAGACAAGACAGACACAUUUAAUAAGCUCUUACUUGACUCUAAUUAAAACAGCUGCUUAAGGUUGGGGGUCAUCCCUUCAUUGUAGAACACGUAAGUACCUAGCAUGUGACAGGCCCUGGGUUCCAUUUCCACCUCUGUAAAAAAGAAACAAACAUGUAAUGACAAAAUUGUGCUUGUAUUUUGAAAGGAUGAAUCUCUAUCACGCUCUACCUUGAAGACCUACUAAUUCAAGAUUACUCUUACCUACUAAAUUAUUAAAAGUUUACUAUGCUAUUUUUUUGUGAGUGUGUGUGCACAUGUUGUGAUGUGUAUGUGUGUCUUUGUGUAUGGAGGUCAAACAACAAGCUUCAAGAAUGGAUUCUCUCCUUCUACUAUGUGAGACCUGGGGUUCAAACUUAUGUCAUCAGAUUUGGUGGCAAGCACAUUUACCUACUGGGCUACCUUGUGGGCCUGCUACUAAAUUAUUAUAAAUUUGGGUUUGGGAAGCAAUGGCUUAGUGGGUAAAAGUGCUUGUCAUCAAGCCUGAUGACCCUGUCCAUUCCACAUCACAUACACAGUGAAAGAGCUGACUCCUGCAUGUUGUCCUCUGACCUCCAUGCAGGCAUUGUGGCAUGUGCAUGUCCAUAGACACAGUCAUACUUUCCUAUACAAUAUACAAAAUAAACACAUGAACAUAAAACAAAAUUUAAAAUGACUCAGUCAUGUUUAUCUGAAAAAUUGGGAAUAUAUUUUUAAAAUAUGAUUAUAAAUAUAAAAAGUUAAACUCUGAGUCUAUAAACACUUAUAUUCCUUGAAGGCUUGACUUUUCUUUUAGAUUUUUUUGAUAAUGUGACCAUGUAAUAAAGAGGAAACAGAUGUGGGUGCUGCCCAUGCCCAUGAUCCCAUCCAUCAGGGAUCAGAAGAUUGCCACAGCUUUGAAGUCAUUCUGGUAUGGUGGGAGUUCUAGGCCAGCGGAGCUUCAUAAAAAGACCAUCAUGGUUUGAAUGAGAAAUGUCCGCCAUAGGCUCAGGUAUUUGAAUACUUGGUCCCCAGUUGGUGGCACUGUUUAGGGAUGCUAUGUUACCUGUAGGGGGCGGAGCCUUGCUAGAGGAAGUAUGUCACUGGGGUGGCUUUGGAAAUUCAUAGGCUUAUCUCACUUCCUGUUUUCUCUCUCUGCUUCCUGCUCCUGGAGUCUGCCCUGCCAGUUGCCACCACAGCUCCUUGUCAUUGUAGACCCUCCUUCUGGGAUUAUGAGCCCAAAUAGACUCUUUCCUUGGAAGUUGCCUUGAUCAUGGUAUUUUAUCUCAGCAACAGAAAAACAAUUAAUACAGAUGGUCUUGCCUCAAGCCAGCAAGCAUACAAACAAAACCACGACUUUGUCUUGUGAUGAGGUAGGUUACAAGGUUCAUUCACAAGUGUAAAAGAAAAAAUAUUAAACACUAUGCUCACUACAUGUGUUGGCAUAUGACUUUGGGAAACUGAGGCAGAAAGAUCAGGGAUUCCAGGUAAGCUGGGCUACUUAGAAAGACACAUGAGGAUAAAAAGAAAAGUAAAGAAAUGAAACGAAAAAGGU
Molecule: messenger RNA, 3317 nt
Organism: Arvicanthis niloticus (Nile rat)
Lineage: Eukaryota; Metazoa; Chordata; Mammalia; Rodentia; Muridae
Gene: Clrn3
Product: clarin 3
Source: RefSeq, a predicted model, not a curated record